CCACGCGUGCGCAGGGCCGAUCGCUCUCGGCUCUCGGUGCGGGCGGCGCGCGCGUUGUUUGUAUCUCCAAUUUACAGCGGCCAUCAUCACCACCAUCAUCACCAUCACCACCACCAUCAUCACCAUGGUCACCACCCUAAGAAGCAGCGUCGACAUCUAUCACGAGCCUCGGCCUCGUUCGCACGAUCAUCAUCAGUAGCAGCAUCAUCAUCAUCAGUAGCAGCAUCAGCAGCAGCACCAACGUCAUCAUCAUCAUCAGCAGCAGCAUCAUCAGCAGCACCAACAUCAUCAUCAGCAGCAGCAUCAGCAGCAGCACCAACAUCAUCAUCAUCAGCAGCACCAACGUCAUCAUCAGCAUCAGCACCAAUAUCAUCAUCAUCAGCAGCACCAACAUCAUCAUCAUCAGCAGCACCAACGUCAUCAUCAGCAUCAGCAGCAGCACCAAUAUCAUCAUCAGCAGCAUCAGCAGCACCAAAGUCAUCAUCAUCAGUAGCAGCAUCAGCAGCACCGACGUCAUCAUCAUCAGUCGCAGCAGCAUUAGCAGCACCGACGUCAUCAUCAUCAUCAGCAGUAGCAGCAUCAUCGCCACCAACGUCAUCAGCAGCAGCGACAGCGGCGGUGCUCAUCAUCUCCGUCCACCCGCUCAUCGCAUCGCGACCCUCCCGGCAUUUAGCCCACAAAGAUGUCCCUGCCCGCGGACGAGCGAUGCCAACCGCUGCGAGGCGCCGCUCUCGACGAGGUGAUGUCCUCCACGGACAACUUCCUCUUCGACUGCGACGGCGUCCUGUGGCGAGGCAACCGAGCCCUCGACGGGGCUCCGGCCGCGGUGAACGCCCUGAAGCGACUGGGCAAGCGCGUCUUCUUCGUCACCAACAACAGCCGCAGGACGCGCGCCAUGCACCGCGAGAAGCUGCGGCGCCUCGGGUUCCGCGCGGCGCGUCGCGACGUCUACGGCUCCGCGUUCCUCGCCGCGCAGUUCCUGCGCCUCGAGGCGCCGCCGCACGGGCGCGUCUACGUGAUCGGGGACGCAGCCGUGUGCCGCGAGCUGAGCGACGCGGGCAUCAGCUACGUUGAGGCCGGGCCCGAGCCGGCCUUUGGCGACGUGGAGCAGUGGACCAACCUGCCGCUGGAGCCGGACGUGGGCGCCGUGCUGGUGGCGUUUGACGAGCACUUCAGCUACAUGAAGCUCAUCAAGGCGUGCUGCUACCUGGCGCGCCCCGGGUGCCUCUUCCUCGCCACCAACCGCGACCACGCCGAACUCGUGGCGCCGGGGCGCGUGCUGCCCGUCACGGGCAGCCUGCUGGCGGCAGUGGAGACGGGCGCGGCGCGGCAGGCCACGGUGCUGGGCAAGCCGAGCCCCUUCAUCCUGCGCUGCAUCGCCGCCACGAGCCCCGGCGGGGCCCUGGACCCGGCACGCACGCUCAUCGUGGGCGACCGCCUCGACAUGGACGUGGCGUUCGGCAACGCGUGCGGCCUGCGGAGCGUGCUGGCGCUCAGCGGCGUCUCCAGCCUGGAGGAUGCGCGUGGCUGCCUCGCGGAGCCCGCCCGCCGGCACCACGUGCCCGACUUUUACAUCGAGAGCGUCGCCGACCUGCUGGGCGCGGCGCAGAUCCGGGCGAACCCCGGGGCCGGCUCGGAGGAGGGGGAGGACGACGACUCGGAUGGCGGCGUCUAAAGCGGCGGUCAUCAUCAUCUUCGUGGUCGCCUUCGACACUUCACGUGGCCUCGGAGUGCACCUGGCCUGGCACAAGCUCCCGUGGCGGCGACGUCACCGCCACUUGGUGGCGAACGGCAGCUGCUGUUGUUGUUGUAGUCGAAGCACCGCGCGGAAUACGAGUCGCGGUUUAACCUCUGACCCACGACACUUUCCGGAACGCUGCACUUUGCCAGGCCGGCUUGAGCAGACCGUGGUUAUAUCGGCGCGAGACACCGCCACUGACGUACAAGGCAACGCCUCUACACGCAGAUAAUACAAAUUAACCUUUAUUAUUGUAAAUCUUGACUUAAAGCAGGAAUACAUUCUAUUGGUCUUUCGGUAAAGCCACGUAGAUAGAAUGUUCUUUAAAAUAUCAGGCAAUUGCUUGUGUUGCGAUAGAAACGUCGUGAUAUUUUAUUUAUAUUUAUUAUUGUAGCCUACGUGCUUAUAAUCCUGCGGAACUGGUUUAGAGCAAAACAACAAAAGUGGACUGCACAAAGAUCAGGCGGGGGAGAGGUAUCGUGGCUGGGUGGCAGAACCUAAAAUAGAACUUCUCGGAAAAGAGCGUUCUGGACCCCGUUCCGGCCGAGCUAAAUUACACUUUCCGGGCUCAGCUACGCCUCGUAAACAACAAUAACAACAACAUGUCGAGUCGUCGAUUACGAAGGGAGGAUUCAGCAGCGCAGCGGUUUACGUUUGUCGAUUCAGCUCCCAACACCACACGGUCGGGCGGUGACGUCGUUUUAUUUAUUUCGCAAGGAGCGAGGGCCAGGGUUCUGGGCGAUUGGGGGGGGGGGGGUCUCCUUGGCUGGGGUUCAUCAUUGUCAGAUAAUCACCUGGUGCGCGGUAAAUGUCGUCAAGUCUGUUUAGCGCUUCCUGAAUAUUCUAGACUACGCGUGACGUGCGUGGGUGCAGCGAUGCGGCGACGAUGCACGGAGUCGAUUGAGCGGUCCAUAGAGCAAUCGGUCAGUCAAUCGAUCGAGCGGUCGAUCGAUCAAGCGGUCGAUCAAUCAAGGGGUCGGUCGGUCGAUCGAGGGGUCGGUCGGUCGAGCGGCCAAUCGUGCGAUCGAUCGUGCGGUCGAUCGAUCGUGCGAUCGAUCGUGCGGUCGAUCGAUCAUGCGAUCGAUCGAGCGGCCAAGCGAGCGGCCGGUCGAUCGUGCGGGUCUGUACUUUACAAAACGUGCCACGGUGGCGAUGAAACGCGCCGCCACGAAUCUCCGAGCACAAUCGGCGCUUCAGCAGUCUGAGUGAGUCCUUCACCCCCCCGCCCCGCUCUGCUGUGAGCAACCGGUCAAGCAACCGCUCGCAAGACGGUCCACGUGGAGGGCGAUGCCGUUGACACACGCGCAAGCCCAGCCGAUCCGCGUGCAAUUGGACCGUCGCUCGGUGCUGUGGAAGCAGUGCCGGAUUAAGCUAAGUGCGGGACCUGCAGCGUAUGAUGUUAUUAAGGGACCCUAAAAAAAAAACGUCAAUAUUAAAACGCAAAUCUUAAACUUGCAUAGUAAAGCAAUUGUAUUUUUUCAUUUUCUAGACAAAUCGCUAACCUUAAACGCCCAGUCUAUACAAGUUGAAGGCGGUAUAGUACUAUAGUGACAGAGCAAGUGCAGAAUCACUGAACCGGAAUUGAUUGCUUGAAAGCAUUUAACGCGGGGCGCUUGAAAGUGCGGGGCCCGUAGCUACUACAAACAGUAGCUACUUGUGCUACUGGGAUAAUCCGGCACUUCGUGGAACAUACGCCACACCACAGCGCUAAGUUUAAAUUCAAACUAAAAUCGAUUCCUGAAUUGCGCACGAACCGCAUCCGUUGCACCCCCUUAGAAGGGGGGGGGAGUAUUUUAACAUUAGCGUCAAACUUAUUAGCCUUCGCCAAAUCGUCCUGAAGUAACCGUGAUCAUAAUGAUAAUACGAAUAUUUGUUGUAACAAUGUCUAUGGUACGGUGGUUAUAUUUGUUAACUUACCCUGGACAACCCGUUUAGAAUACAACUCGAGCGACACCCAUACGGGUGUGGGGAUAUUUGAUGUCAAGGGGUGAGGGGAGCGGGGGGGAGCCGGGGGGUCAAUUGGGAGGGGGGGGGGUCGACCGAUAUUCUGUGCCCCCCCCAAAUGAAUAUCCUUGGCUCUGUGGAUUCCCUAACUCCCCCGCCCGCCCCCCCCAAAUAUGAAACAUCAACUGCUCCCACGCGCCUGCAAACGGAGCUACAGGGACGUGGGCGUUCUUCUCGCAGCUGUUAAAGAUGCCACCGUGUGUGCCGCCGUGUGACGAUGCCGUGAUGUUACGUGUGUGGUGGUGGUGGUGUGUGUGUGUGGUGUGUGUACCGUAUUUAUUGAUUAAAACAUUACAAUAACCCUUCCCCCGGCUUCCCCUCCCACAACCCCCCCCCCAAAAAAAAAAAACGAU
Lethenteron reissneri (Far Eastern brook lamprey) is the source of this 4095-nucleotide messenger RNA. RefSeq names its product glycerol-3-phosphate phosphatase-like. NCBI's taxonomy places the organism in Eukaryota, Metazoa, Chordata, Hyperoartia, Petromyzontiformes, Petromyzontidae. Gene Ontology annotation, cellular component: cytoplasm. The record is from RefSeq and is a predicted model, not a curated record. Gene Ontology annotation, molecular function: phosphatase activity.